Molecule: messenger RNA, 1854 nt
Organism: Actinia tenebrosa (Australian red waratah sea anemone)
Lineage: Eukaryota; Metazoa; Cnidaria; Anthozoa; Actiniaria; Actiniidae
Source: RefSeq, a predicted model, not a curated record
AUGCAACAGGAGCAUGCAACACACAACAUGCAACAAGCAACAUGCAGCAUGCAACACGCAACAUUCAACAUGCAGCAUGCAAUAUACAACAUACAAUAUGCAAAACUCAACUCACACAUAUUAUUUGCUUAUUUUAGGUUUGCGAAAAAUGAGAAGAAACACGUAUGCUUUAAAGGAAACGCAGAAUCCAAUGACGAAUGGUUUGAUGUAGAUGUGAGCCUUGAGGAAGACGUAUUUGAGGAAUGGUUUGAUGCAUGUGACGAGUUUAGAUCGGAUAAGAGCCUUGAGGAUGACGUAUUUGAGGAAUGGUUUGAUGCAUGUGACGAGCAUAGAGAUGUUGACCGUGAGGAAGAAGUGUUCGAGGACUGUGUCGAAGACAUAGAAAAGUCACGUAAUGCAAAUGUAGAUGAGACGGGUUUGUUUGUGGUUUCUGAUGACAUUUCYAGCGAAGAUGAAAGUGAGGACGUACUUAUUGCGUUUGCCGACUUCAGUUUGGAGCAAACGAAAGAGUUAAUGGAAAAUACAGGAUUCGUUUUGACCUUGCCUGAGAAGAACAACGGAAAUCAGCCGAGCAAACAAGAAACAAAGAGAAGAAACAAAGAGAAGAAACAACUAGCUAAAGAGCCUGGCUUGGUAUUCACAUUUGACAUGGACGACACAAAUGACGAGACGGUACUGUUUGGUAAUUUUUCAUUGGAAGAAACCGAAACCAUAUUAGAAGAUACAAAACCAUCAGAAACYGUGUCAAACCAGGAAGAAAAUUCCAACAUUGAGAAAGAAAUGGAAGAACGAAAAGAGGAAAGCGAAAAACAAGAGAAAGAAUCACGAGUCAACGUUUUCAAAACGGAUUGCGACAUAACUGGCUGUACGAACAAGAUUCCUUCGUGCAGAGAGUUGAAGAAGUGGGAAGCCAAUGAGGAUGAUGACAAAGCCUACGAACUACAAUGUCUCGUGAAGGACGAUGAAGACGACUUAUUGAAGGAACAAACCAUCCUGUCUGCAGAAGAAAUGUACAAGUUAAACCCUAAUGUACAAUCGACCUUCCUAGAAGACCUAAGCCAAUAUACUACGAAACUUGACAUGACAUCAUUAACAAAAGAGCAAAUAGAGUGUGCUGAAAAGAUGGCUAAUGAAAUCAUGAAAGAAAACAAACAGAGGAAAAACAAGCAGAGGAGAAAAAACUUCAAACAGAAAAAUAGMAAAUACUGAGGACCCAGAGUGACAAGGGCGGGCGGGUGGCGACGCGCUCUGGGACCAAUCAACGAUGAGUUACGUAAAGUGAAUGAUCACGUGGAGGAUUACGUCACCUGUCAUGUGGUCAAUGACUUCCUUAAUGCAAAUUUACAAUAACUGAAAUGAACCUUUAAACAAAAAUGUACAAUAUUAGAAACUAUAUAUGGACUGAUUGUCUGUGAGGACCCAGAGCGAUAAGGGCGGGUGGGUGGCAAAUUACUUUGGAUCUAGAUAUUUAAACAUGUGACAUAGAGAGAGUGGUCACGUGAAGGAGUAUUGUAUCACGUGGUCAAUUUUAAUUUAAAAACGGCACAACGAUCGAAAUGAGUGGAACGAAUGUUUACGUGAAGGAGUAUUACGUCACAUGUCACGUGCUCAAUGACAGCCUUAUGAAAUGUACGAUAAUUGAAAUGAAUUAAUGUAACUAGUAGUCUGGGAGGACCCAGGGUGAUAAGGGCGGGAGGGUGGCUUACGUACCGCUUUGGGUCCAAAUAUUAAGCGCCAACUCCCGCUGAUCCUAUGGUCAUGACGUGGUCUAUGACAGAGCACAAUACUGGUAUACUUCAAUAAAACCUGUAAUUUACUUGGAAAGAUGAAAAUACAAUAUUUUGUUUUCAAAAA